GCAUCGGCUAGCUGUGAUGGAUCUGUCAGAGUGUGGAAAAUUUCAGAACAGAAUUGUGAGAUAAGCUGGCCGCUGCUGCAAAAAUGUAAUGAUGUGAUAAAUGCAAAAUCCCUAUGUAGACUGUCCUGGCAACCGAAAAUCGGAAAGCUGCUAGCCAUUCCAGUAGAAAAAAUAAUCAAAGUAUAUAGAAGAGAAACAUGGGAUCAUGAACUGGAUCUAUCAGAUAAUUUUAUCACACAGCCCCUAAAUAUUGUGGCCUGGUCUCCUUGUGGACAAUAUUUGGCAGCUGGAAGUAUCGGUGGCUAUAUAGUCAUUUGGAAAGUGGAAACACAAGAAUGCCUGGAAAGGGUGAAACACGAUAAAGGUUACACUGUCUGUGGUCUGGCAUGGCAUCCCAAAGGUGGCCAGCUUGCUUAUACAGAUACAGAAGGCAAUCUUGGACUACUUGAGAAUGUCUGUGAUAUAGAAAGGAAGAAAUCAAUACAUAAGGCACCUAAUGCUUCCAGCAAAAGCUAUGAUGACCUUUUUGAUGAGGAUGCCAAAGAGGACUUUCUGAAUAGGGAUUUCAGUGAGGAUGACUGGGGCUCUAAGGCAGCAACAAACGAUGAAGAUGAAGAUGACUUUAAGAUAAUGUCGGGACGUCCCAGAAACCGAGGCGCAAUAAUAGAAGAUGAUGAGAACUCCCUAGAUACUGGAUUGCUGAAAGCUAAUUCUGACCUCGAUAAGGAAGAUGAAGAGGAUGAUUUGGACAAUUUUGUUCCAGUUCAGCCGCUGCCAUCCGACCAGAGGCCACUCUACAGUGGGCCAUUGCCAACUCCUCGGCAAAAGCCAUUCCAGUCUGGUUCUACCCCAACACAUCUCACUCACCGCUUCAUGGUAUGGAACUCUGUGGGUAUUAUUCGCUGCUAUAAUGAUGAACAAGACAAUGCUAUUGAUGUCGAAUUCCAUGAUACCGCAAUACAUCAUGCAAUGCAUUUGCCAAAUAAUUUGAAUCAUACAAUGGCAGACCUUUCCAGUGAAGCUAUUUUAUUGGCCAGUGACAGCACAGAGGAACUAGCAAGCAAGCUUCAUUGCAUUCAUUUCAAUUCCUGGGAUCCUAACAAGGAAUGGACUGUUGAUAUGCUGCAGGAUGAAGACAUUGAAGCUGUUUGUUUGGGCCAGGGCUGGGCUGCAUGUGCCACUAGUUCUCUUCUGCUUCGUGUGUUCACCAUUGGUGGAGUUCAGAAAGAGAUUUUCAGUUUUCCUGGACCUGUGGUGUCGAUGGCAGGACAUGGAGAGCAGCUGCUGGUGGUCUUUCACAAAGGCACUGGAUUUGAAGGGGAUCAAUGUCUUGGAAUUCAGCUUCUAGAACUUGGGAAAAAGAAAAGACAGAUUUUACAUGGUGAAUCACUUCCUCUUUCCAGGAAAUCCUAUUUAGCAUGGAUAGGAUUUUCAGCAGAAGGUACUCCCUGUUUUGUGGAUUCUGAGGGUAUUGUACGAAUGCUGAACAGAAGGCACGGUAAUAUUUGGACCCCAGUCUGUAAUACAAGAGAGCACUGUAAAGGGAAGUCAGACCACUACUGGAUUGUUGGCAUUCAUGAGAACCCUCAGCAGCUCAGAUGCAUUCUUUGUAAAGGAGCUCGUUUUCCAGCUACGCUUCCCCGUCCUGCGAUAAUAGUGCUGCCAUUUAAGCUCCCUUUUUGUCAAACUGCAACAGAUAAGGGUCAAAUGGAGGAGCAAUUCUGGCGCUCAGUCUUGUUCCACAACUAUGUAGACUAUUUAUCUCAAAAUGGAUAUGAAUAUGAUGAAAGUGUGAAAGGCCAAGCAGUCCAAGAACAGCAGAAUCUCCUGAUGAAAAUGUUUGCAUUAUCUUGCACACUGGAACGUGAAUUUCGCUGCAUGGAGCUUGCUGAACUCAUGACACAAAAUGCCACGAGCUUAGCUAUCAAAUACGCCUCUCGCUCACGGAGGCUGAUUCUUGCCCAGAAGCUCAGUGAAUUUGCUGCGGAGAAGGUCUCAGAGCCGGCAUCUACUGAAGA
Molecule: messenger RNA, 2018 nt
Organism: Protobothrops mucrosquamatus (brown spotted pit viper)
Lineage: Eukaryota; Metazoa; Chordata; Lepidosauria; Squamata; Viperidae
Product: WD repeat and HMG-box DNA-binding protein 1-like
Exons: 14
Biological process (GO): mitotic cell cycle; DNA-templated DNA replication; DNA repair
Cellular component (GO): nuclear replication fork
Molecular function (GO): chromatin binding; protein binding
Source: RefSeq, a predicted model, not a curated record